CGUUCAUCCCCGGCGCAAACGUUUAUUCCCGUUUCACUGAACGGUUUCAGCACCCGGGACAAGCAUCUCGCGCUCGCAUGGCAACAUGGCCACGGAGUUACAUAACCUUCAGGAGUUGAGACACAGUGCAUCUCUGGCCAAUAAAGUCUUCAUUCAGAGAGACUACACGGAUGGCACCGUCUGCAAGUUCCAGACCAAGUUCCCCUCUGAGCUAGAAAGCAGGAUUGAGAGGACACUGUUUGAGGACACAGUGAAGACGCUGAAUAAUUACUAUGCAGAGGCGGAGAAGAUCGGAGGCCAGUCCUACCUCGAGGGAUGUCUGGCCUGCCUCACAAUUUACCUCAUAUUCCUGUGCAUCGAGACACGCUAUGAGAAGGUGCUGAAGAAUAUCUCGCGGUACAUUCAGGAGCAGAAUGAGAAGGUCUACGCUCCUCGAGGUCUCCUCAUCACAGACCCCAUACCUGACUCAUCUUGUCCUUGCACCUGA
Messenger RNA from Sinocyclocheilus anshuiensis, 487 nucleotides. Its product is annotated as golgin subfamily A member 7B-like. Gene Ontology annotation, cellular component: palmitoyltransferase complex. Gene Ontology annotation, biological process: peptidyl-L-cysteine S-palmitoylation; protein targeting to membrane. Lineage: Eukaryota; Metazoa; Chordata; Actinopteri; Cypriniformes; Cyprinidae. The transcript is spliced from 4 exons. Bases 86 to 487 code for a protein of 133 amino acids. The record is from RefSeq and is a predicted model, not a curated record.